GACAUCGUUCGAGCGCACGCGCGAUUUCAGGGAGCCAAACCGCAAGGGCGCACGGAGGCACGGAACCCUAGCACGGCCAUGGGGAAGGCGGAGCCAAGACCCAAGGGGCACGCGGGCGGCGGCGGAAGCGGCAGCCUGGGGAAGAUUUUCGUCGGGGGGCUCCCGCGGGACACCACAGACGCUAUGUUUGUGAGGCAUUUUGGCCAGUAUGGAGAAAUAGUUGAUUCAGUAAUAAUGAAAGAUAGGUACAUAUCUCAGCCACGGGGUUUUGGCUUCAUUACAUACUCUAACCCUGCUGUUGUUGAUAAAGUGAUAGAGGACAUUCAUGUCAUCAAUGGGAAGCAAGUUGAGAUUAAGAGAACCAUACCGAAAGGAUCGGUGCAAUCUAGCUCUAAGGAUUUCAAGACUAAAAAGAUAUUUGUUGGUGGGCUUCCCUCAUCACUAACAGAAGAUGAUUUCAAGAAUUUCUUUGUAAAAUAUGGGUCUGUGGUAGACCACCAGAUUAUGCGUGAUCAUGAAACAAAACGCUCUCGAGGCUUUGGAUUUAUAGUUUUUGCUUCUGAGCAAGUUGUAAAUGAUUUGUUAGCAAAUGGAAAUAUGAUUGAUCUUGCUGAUUCAAAGGUGGAGAUCAAGAAAGCAGAACCAAAGAAAUCCUCAAAUCCACCACCAUUAGUGCAUGGUAGAAAUUCUAGGUCAGCAUAUGAUAGUGACUCUAGGGAUCAUCCUUCUGCUGAUAACUAUGGUGGAUUGGCGAGUGUUUAUGUCAAUUACAGGGGUGGUGGAUUUGAUCCUUAUAGGAGAGAUGAAGAUUUCGGCGGUAGGCUUGGCAGCUAUGGUGGGUUAGGUGAAUUUGGCGGUGGAUAUGGUCGGUACUAUCCUGGAAUAGGGGGUUAUGGAGACGCGUCAUCAUUUGGUUACCCUAAUCGCUUAGGGUUAUAUGGAGGUUUUCAUGGAGCUUAUGCUGGUGGGGACUUAAGUGGCUAUAGACCCGGUGGUGCUGAUGAGAGCUUUGGUGGCCUUGGUAGUUCUGCCUUUGGUGGUUCCGUCUACGGUGGGGCAUAUGAUUCCGCUCUAGGUAGUUUUGGAUCUGGUAGCACACCUGACAGGAAUAGGGGGAGUUUUACUGGUAGGUCAGGCCGAUAUCAGCCUUAUGGAUGAUAAGAAGUUCCCUUGAAGGAUUAAACCCAGCUUAAUCUUCUCUUCAUGUUUGCUGCCUGUCACUGGAGGAUACCCAGCAUGCUAGGAGAGCUGCCUUGAAGGAUCGAACCCAACUCAAUAUUGUGUAAAAAGUUUUCUAGUUCACCUGAGCUUUAACAUUUAUCAGAUAUUAUGUAGUGUCCAGACUUGACACUAGAUGUUACAUUUACGGUUUUGUUUAGCAUAAUAUAGAAUUCUGGUGUUGCGAUA
Messenger RNA from Phragmites australis (common reed), 1407 nucleotides. Its product is annotated as heterogeneous nuclear ribonucleoprotein 1-like. Gene Ontology annotation, cellular component: nucleoplasm. Gene Ontology annotation, molecular function: RNA binding. The coding region runs from base 79 to 1158 and encodes 359 amino acids. The record is from RefSeq and is a predicted model, not a curated record. Gene Ontology annotation, biological process: regulation of gene expression. NCBI's taxonomy places the organism in Eukaryota, Viridiplantae, Streptophyta, Magnoliopsida, Poales, Poaceae. The transcript has 6 exons.